AUGGAUAGAAACUUGGAUGUGUCCAGUGAGGAUGUUGUUAAGUUAAUUUUGCAAUAUCUUAAGGAGAAUGGUUUAAAUAAAACGCUGCUGGUUAUGCAGGAAGAAACAGGCGUUUCCCUAAACAGUGUUUCGAACAUCGAGUCCCUAAUUGCAGACGCACAGAUGGGUCGCUGGAGCCAAGUUUUAGAUGCAAUAGACACAAUGAAGUUAUCGCAGGACACUUUGUAUAAACUAUACGACCAGAUUGUCAGGGAACUUGUUGAUUUAAAGGAGUCUAAAUUGGCGCUGCUAUUGCUGGAGAGUUGCACGCCACUCAUAUCAAUGCAGAAGACUGACCCCGAUAAUUACAGAAGACUGCUGGACCUGUGCAGAAACAGGCCUAGCGACUCUAAGGAGAUAUAUGCAGGCCUGUCAACAGACUCCUCGCAUCAGCACUUGACCAAGGAGAAGAAGAGGAAUAUUGUGGCGGAGGCUCUUGCGAAGGACAUCGAAUAUGUUCCCCAGUCACGUCUUUUGGCGCUGAUCGGCAUGGCCCUGAAGUGGCAGAAUCACCUGGGCCUGAUACCUCCCGGAGACAGGUUUGACGUUUUCAAAAGCACGUCCAAGACGUCGGACGAAAGCACCCAAUUCGCCAAAAACAUUAAUAAAAUUAUUAAGUUUGCGGAAAACUCACAUCCCGAGUGCGCAGUUUUUACUCCAAAUGGGCAGUAUUUGCUAUCAGGGUAUCCCUUUAGUUUCACAAUUCAUUUUAGAUCGUCCGAUGGCUUUAUCGAGGUCUGGAACUGGAGUGUGGGCGCCUUGGACACUGAAUUGUCGUACCAAGCGCAGGAUCAUUUUAUGCUUCACGACACUUUAAUCACAUGUUUGGCAGUCAGCAGAGACUCUGAAGUGCUGGCAAGUGGUGAUCAAAGGGGUAACAUCAAGAUUUGGAAAAUAGGCACUGGGGAGUGCCUGAAGUCAAUGAACAAUUCGCACAACGGAGCUGUUACGUGUGCAACUUUCAGUAGAGAUUCUUCCAACCUUUUGACUGGAUCGUUUGACUCCCUGGCAAGAAUACAUGGAUUGAAGUCGGGAAAGCCGUUAAAGGAGUUCAGAGGGCACACCUCCAUAGUUAACACUGCGGUGUAUUCAAAUGAUGGCACGAAGGUGAUAACUGGGUCCAGUGAUGGAUUCGUUAAAGUGUGGGAUUCUAGGUCAUGCGAGUGCCUAAAGUCAUUUCCAGCAUUCACUCAGCGUGAAAACGACGAUCCGGAGGGGCCUCUCAUAUCCAAAUCGGUGAAUACGAUCGUAAAUUUGGCAGGACAGAAUGACCUGUUUCUCGUGUGCUCAAAGUCGCCAGUAUUAAAGGUGUUUAACCUAAGUGGGAACUGCCUGAGGCAAUUUACUCCCGAAGAGGUGGAAAACGUGUCAUUUCUCGAUGUUUCAGGUACCAGGUUCGAGAUACAACUGCCUUUAGCUUCCAAAAGAUCGGAGUGGAUAUACGCACUCGGGGACGACGAUCAGCUGUAUUGUUUCAACUAUAAAUCCGGAAAGCUGGAUAACGUUCACGACAAGGAGGCGAUAGGGGUCACACAUCACCCAUACAGCUCGUUCCUGGCCUCUUGGGGACUCGACCGCACGAUUAAAAUCCUGUGCCCCUAA
Messenger RNA from Theileria orientalis strain Shintoku, 1641 nucleotides. RefSeq lists its product as uncharacterized. Gene Ontology annotation, biological process: mRNA splicing, via spliceosome. Gene Ontology annotation, molecular function: protein binding. Bases 1 to 1641 code for a protein of 546 amino acids. The record is from RefSeq and is a predicted model, not a curated record. The transcript has 12 exons. NCBI's taxonomy places the organism in Eukaryota, Apicomplexa, Aconoidasida, Piroplasmida, Theileriidae. Gene Ontology annotation, cellular component: precatalytic spliceosome.